CACUCCUCUUUCUCUCACUCGCCCUCGCGAUCUCCCGCAUUCCGAACGUAGGAACUCUCCUUCAGUCUCCGUGGCGGGCUGAAAAGUUGCUUUUAUGUGGUGUGUGACAAGUGGGCGUCUUGGUGCAGGAGAGGUUGUGGCGGGAGGCGUGAGGGACGAGUGCUGUGUUCUUGGCCUUAGUGAAUGAGUGACACGUGCAAGUGGGUCACUGACCUCUGAAAAGCAUCGUUAAAUAUAGCAAUUCGAUUGUGCGUUGUAAAUAUGUUGGUGUGUCGAUAAUGCUUGCGUGUGCUGGUGAAUAACUGCUGAUCGUGUCUUACUGGCAUCGCGGUGUUAUUGCCACGGGAGCCCGCCAAACUUGAGAUGUCAUUAUGGAGGACGGUCUGUUAAGUCUAAAGUGGAAUAACCACAAAACGACCUUCUUCGACAUCCUCAGGGUUCUAAGAGAGAAGGCCAACUACACAGAUGCCACCAUCGCGGUGGAGGGGAAGUUUUACCCCGUGCACAAACUUGUUAUGAGCACAUGCAGUGAAUACUUUAGUGAAAUAUUUGAACGGACACCAUGCAAAUCGCCAGUGAUAGUGCUCAAAGAUGUGCGCAGUCAGGACAUGGACGCACUGUUGGACUACAUGUACUUGGGAGAGGUGAAUGUGAACCAGAACGACUUAGCCUCGCUACUCAAGACCGCCGAGUGCCUCAGGAUCAAGGGGCUGGCUGUGCCGGACGAGGACCCCACCAAGACCAAGAAACAGCUCCUCCCAGACGACAGAAGAGAAAGUCCGCCUCCAAAGAGAAGACGCCACGAAGACCCCACGUCCACCUCCCAGACCCUCAGGCCGACGUCACCCCCGGCCUCCAGCCCCUCCAAAAACUCGUCCACGUCGGGGACGGCUGGAGACCGGGCGGCGGCGCAACGCACAUCCUCCUUACCGGGCACACAGAGUCAAGACUCCUCCCACGACUCCAUUGACCCGCCGCCCAUGGUUAAGGUGGAGAUGGAGGAGGCGGAGGACCUGGAAGAUGGCUACAGGCGGGACAACAGCUAUGAGGGUGGGUCUAUCAAUGAGGGGGAUGGCGGGGACUACGGCUCGGAGGUCUCCAAAUCCGAGCAUGAUCCCGAGAACUAUGGUGGCGGGUCAUACGCGGGUCCCUCCUUACAACAAGGGGGGGAUCUCCCAUGGGAAGAGGGAGACUCCAGCAGCUUCCCUCCUGAAGGCUUCUCAGGAGACCAUCCAGGCGGCCAGCAACCUCAAGGGGAUGAUGAUGAUGAUGAUGGUGAUGGCCCUUUGACUGUGGCUGCCCCUCACAGCAGCCCCAAUGGACCUCCUCUCCUUACCCCCAUUUCACAGGCUCGCCAGUGUCAGCUGUGUUUGGUUACCCUCGCUAAUGCUAAUCUGCUGCGGCGCCAUGUAGAGGAUCAUCACUUCCACAUCCGCAAGUAUGACUGUGCUCACUGUGGGAAGAAGUUUAAACGGAAGGAGCACAAGGAGAGGCACGAGCGGAUCCACACAGGGGAAAAACCAUUUGCUUGUUACAUUUGCAAUGCCAGGUUCACUCAAAAGGAGCAUUUGAAGGGCCACAUAGAGAAUGUUCACCACAAACAUGGAGAGAAGGGUCUGGAGGGGAUGGGGGACUUGGAAGACAGGGAAGACAAGGAUGAGGAAGACAUGGACCUUCCCCCACCAUCCUCAUCACCUCCACCUCCCAACUCCACUUCAGCCUCCUCUCCAUCUCUUGCUCCUGUCUCUUCCCUCAUCUCCCUGGCCUCCACUGCCUCUCCUCUGGCUUCCAUCCUGCCCCCAUCUACCCUCCUGGCCAACACAGCAGCUGCCACCUCCCUCACCUCUUCCUCCUCCUCAUCCCCUGCUCUCAUCCCUCCCAGUGAUCUCAACAUGAACCAGUUUACUGCUCUGUAUGCCCCAGUCACCAGGAAAACAGUGAAUUCUCCCAACAAGCACAUGCAGACUAUAACCAUUAAUUUCAACUGAUCCAUUCCAUGUACAGGUACUUGUGGGCAAUCCUUGCUGAAAGAUUGUGUAAUGUUCCUAGAAAGGUAAUUGCAAGGUGAGUACAGGUGAAUGAUGCUUUACGAACAUUAAUUUUACAAUUUUGAUGGAAGUUAUGAAUCAAACAAUUUUCUCCUUUGUUUAGACUUCAAAAUGCAGAAUUCACAUUACUUAACAAAUCAAAAUUAUACACAAAAAAAGGGGAAAAAACAAAACAAGAGGCUUCACAUUAAAUUAAUGGAAGUAAGAAUUUACAAUUGAUCUCAAUUUACAUAUUUCCAAUAUAUAGGUAUAUUUAAGGAAAGUAGUAAAUCAUGAUUCACUUGUAACUGUAUGAUAGAUAAGUAAUAUAAUUCAAUGGCGAUGUGUUUCAGGACUCCGUGAUCAUCGAGAUGUAGUGUGAAAAAUAAUUUUUCCACCUAAGCAAAUAAUAUUUUUAUAAGAAAAUCAGAUAAUCCUUUAAUAAGUAUUGAAAGAAAUCGUUGUACAAAAACUCCCUCUGCUUAGAGUCUCCAUGGUUUCCCUCCUCCCUCCCUCCCUCUGAGCCUCUCACUCUCACUAUUUCACUUAAUCAUUACUGAUACAAGUCUAAAUUUUUGUCAUUCCCUUUGGAUUUUAACAUAAAUAUAAAAUAAAGUUUCCAUUUUACAUCUUUGCACUGUCACUUACUUUGUCAGCUGCCAACAACAAUAAUGACAGAAAAUAUGUGAUUUUACAGCCUCAGUCAAUUUCCAUAACCAAAGUAAGAAAGGAUAAUUUGUCUGAUUAACAUGGCAAAUCACUAUGGUAUUGUGUCCAGAGUUUACUGAUUUUGUUAUGCAUUUUUGAAACUGUAUUGAAAAAUAUGAGAGAUUGGGAGACUCAUAGAAUAGGGAUACAGUUUAUUUAUAGAAAAAAGUAGGAACAGUGGACCACAUGCUUUUCCUGCAGAUAUGAAUAUACAUUCCAAUCUUGACUGUGAUAAAAAUGAGAUGUGAAUGCUAUGGUAAUGUAAAAUAAGGAAGCUUAUGUGGGAUGCAUAUUUUUAUAUCAUUGAAGACAUUUCACUGAAACCAAUAAAAUAAGAACCAUUGUAAAAACAUAAAAAGAGGAUUAUAUGGUGGGAAAAUCGUUUUCAGACUAAACAUCAUCGUAACAAAGGUCACAGCGAGCGUGGCUGUCAAGUGAGGGUUGCCUGUGUUUCAUAACAUUUUGUCCCUUGUAUUGCUCUGUUUGUGUGGUCUUGUUUUAUGUUAAUCAUCCAGAAUUCACUGCCAUAAUAAACAGUUGUCAUUGGCAUGGUUUAGCCAUUGCUGUCAUCUGUUAGGAGUAGCUUGUCAUAAUCUUCAUUGAACUGUCUGCAAGAGGUAGUAAGGUGCAUCAUCAAAUUGUAUGGAAAUAGAAUUAUACUGUACUGUGGCAUAUAGAGCUCCUUCGUUCCUUAGUUUGCUACUGAGUUACCAUGAAAUCACCAAAAAAUUAGCUUCCUCUGUAGGUGAUGUAGUUAGCAUAAUACUUUAGAGGCGAGACAGAGCUUAGACCCACUAGGAUUCUCUCACAGUGUUAAUUGUGUCGUGGAGGCCAGUGGGUGAUGGCUUCUUCAUCCUGCGUCAAAAUGUCUCAUCCUCGGCUCUGAUGAACCUGAAGCCUUUAUUUGUCUUACUAAAAAGUAGUGUUAAGUUGUUAGUUAAGUAUAGAGACAUGUACAUUAAGAAGGGUACCUGGACAAAAGACACUGCUGUGCUGGCUAGGUUCUCAGAGGUGUGCUCACUCCCUGGCAGGAUAGACAGCACAAGGGAGUGAGUUCUCUGAUGAGCCAUCUGUGAUACCUGUUGUGUUUCAUUAUUAACUAAACAAAAGCUUGUUUUUCCUUGCUGUUUGGUGUUGACUGAAAUGACAAUUGAAGUUGUGGUUUAAAGUAUUGUUAAAUAAUGGGAUGUAUGUUAUUUCAGCGUUGAUUUUGAAAUGUUUAUAUUUGGUCUUGUGGUCAGGACCCACCUGGAGGCGUUUAAACCAGCAGUUGAGACAGACAAGCAACACAAACAGCCAUGUCAUUAAAAGUAUAGGUAAUGUUAGUUGCCAAUAGUAUAUAUAAUUGCUAAUGUAUAUCCCUUGACUUGGCUUCUUGUCAAGGCUUUGUUCACAGUUUCGUGGUGCCUUCUGCUUCCAGCUUUCUUGGGCAUUUAUUGUAACAUUGCUCACAUGUCUCACAUUCUAUAGUGCAUUUUAGUUUUAUGUUAAUUUUUCCUUAUUACCUAAAGUCCUCAAUGUAUGAUGCCAAUAUGUUCCCAGACAAGCCUCAGAUGAUAGUGCUAAAAAUAACCUUGACACAGGAAGGAUGUUCCUCAGAGAUGAUUUUUCUUUCAGAUUUACUUUGAACUCUAAUCUUGUUAGGCAUCAAUGUCUAUAUAUUGUGUGUUGCAACAGCUGUGCCCUUCUAUCCAAGUGAUAUGUCAAAGAAGUCUGCCUUGAGCAUGCUGAAAUUAUCAUUACGUUCAAUAACGAUAUUUUUGAAGUCUACCAUCAUGAUUAGAAAGGAUUUAAAUCAGCCAUCUCUUCUUCAUAGUUAUUAUUGCCAGAAUGAAGCUACAUGCCAUAAUGAAUUCAUAGUUGAGGGGUAAUGUCUUGAAGGAACUUGACUGAAGAAAACAAGCAUUUGUAUUGAUUUUUGAAGACAAAGGUAGACUGUAAUGAUGUACUGACAGGCUUCUUAUUUCGUGAGAACUUUGAGCCUUGCAGAACACUUUUGCUAUAUUCCCUAUAUAAAUGAGAAUAUAAUUUGAAAAAGCUUAAGAGCUGCUGCAUUUGUUAUUACAAGAAUGUAUAUCAGGGAUAUUAAGGAGUAAAGUGUGGAUACAAAUUCCACUGCUUGUCACAUUCACAUAGCAGAUAUUUUCUUAGACUCAUGAUAUAAUUUUCAAAGCAAUGUGCUGCAAAGGAUGACAAACAUGCUUUCUUGUUUGCCAGCAGCGUUAGUAUGGGACAGCACUUCAAGAGGACUUUUGGUAUUGAACCGCUCAACAUUUUUUCACUGGUGCUUAAUUUUCUUCCUCAGUGUAUUGUAUUCAAGUCGUGACAACAUGAUCUCAUAUAGUUUUGGGCGGAAAGUGUCCCACACUGCUGGGUCCUGCAUUGCACUUCACAGUGUUGCCAGAUAGAGAGUUUGUUUAGCCGAAGUCACACCAAGAUGGUUGUGACUUGCUGUUUCACAAAUGACUGUGAAGGGAAUCAAAUAUUUCUCAGCAUUUAGAAAUAUCAGUUCUACAAGUUUCUGAAAGAAGUUUCACUCAGAGACCUGAAGUAUAUGUGUACAUUCUUUUUUAUAUUUAUUGAUGUAAUUUCCAAAGGAUGUCUGCAAAGUCAGGUCCAUAUUAAUGCUUAGUAAAGUAACAGGCUGAGGGUGGCCAGUUUUUGGAAGCUGUAGAUAAAUAGGAUGAGUCUUCAGCCAGUGGAGUAGGUUGUAGCCAUAUACUAUUGUAAGCUGUGUGUACCAUUAGUAAAGUGUCCUCCAUGAGCUGGGCUCCAGUAACAGCAGCACAGGGGACAGAUUUUGGUGUGAGAGUGUGUGAUGCUGUCAGCUUCACUGAAACUGAUGGUCAAUCUUGCAAGUUUCAUAAGUUUAACAUUUAUCAUUUAUAUUAUUACCAUUAUACUACAUGAACACUGAACUACAGCAUUGCCUAUGAAAAGACUUUUGUGCUGGAAUAUUUUUAUGUUACAACUUUUGUUGUUGAAAAAGCUGAGCAUCUUUGUGGCUAAGGAAGAUCUGAGCCAAGCUAAUGACUUUCAAGAAGUAAAAUCAUCAAAAUUUUACAUAUUUUUGAAUUUCAUAUCUAUUACUCAUAAUGGAGUAUUUCAUAGGCAUUUACUCCAUAAAUUUGAGCCCUUAAUCAUUCUUUUCCAAGUAAAAUUUAAGUUUCACCGAUCCUCAUUGAUAAUGAAGUACAUAUUUUAAUACUUGUAUUCCUGAUGACAUUAUGUCCAUGUAUAUUUGUGGGAUUGAUAAAGUAAAAGACUGACUUCAGUAAUAGAGUAAGGAUGACACAUUACCAAUCUUUAAGUAUUAAUGAUAUUGAUCAGAAGAUGUGUAAUAAGCUGGUUUUGUCAGGGAAGUGAACAGAAAUUAUUAUCCCAUAUAGACAAAUUGUUGAAUUUCAUAGCCUUAUUUAUCCCCCUGACGAUGAGGAUCUGCUGUCUGAAUAUACAAGAUAGUUUUGUGGGUCCAACGGCUGAUAGGAAUUGCACAAUAUUUUUGGUAGAUCCAUAUCUUUACAUCUCAAGGCAUUUGCAGCCUACCAUAUGUACAGGAUCCUCAGAGCUAUAUGGACAGUAUGGUGACAUGGUUUUAUGCUUCAUUUGGAUGUUAUGCAUGACUGCCAUCCCACCCUUUUGGUGAAGUGUCAAUAUUUUGUGCUAUGGUGCAAGUGACAGGACAGGAGUUAGGGCUACUUGUACUGUACUCAUGGAUGUAGGUGCUUGCGUAAAUGAUCAUGUAAUAGCUGGUGUUAAAAUUGCUGGAAAAGGAUUUGGUACUGAGUUAUGAAAUCUACAGUUAACAAAUAAUUAACAUAUUAUUAAAUUGUAGAGGCAAUUCAUGGAUGGAAGAGGGAGAUAAAAUUUUCAUCUAGUUCCUGUCACACACUUAGUUCAUGAUUUGAUGGUAUGCAAGGGUAUUUAUUGUUGCCCAGCAAUCAAACAGCAGCUGUUGUUAUGUAACCUGAACAUAAAUUGUGGAAAGAUUAAUGUCAAGGUUACAAUACGCUUUAUUUUUAGUUCCACAGUUUUUUUGAAUCCUCUGUUAUUCUCUUGUAGAUUUCUGUCUUUCUUUAGCUUCUAGGAAUCUUUGUUUAUUGCAUCUCAUGUUAAAUUUAUGCAACAGCUGAAAAAAAUAGCUAUUUACUAAUACUUUGAAGUGAAACAGUGAAUACUGUUUGAAAGAAUCUAAGAAAACCUUGUGGCUGUUACUGACGUGGUGAAUCCCUGUUGUUCUUACUGCAGUGUUCCUUGAGAGAGAAGACCAGACUCAUUCACAAGGGAAGACUGAUUGGCCUGUUGGUCUUUAUAGACAACUUAGUUUUUAAGGUGCAUUAGGAUCUUAAUUUACACAUUAAAAAUAUGUUAAUUUAUAGUAAAUCAUAUAGUUGAUGAAAAUUAUAUGUACUGUGUUAAUUUACAAAUAAUUCUAUAGACGAACCCUUAUUAAUUGAUAUGUUUUACUUUUGAAUUGCUUGUUUGAAUAACAUAAAAUGUAGUUAUGAGCAUUCACAUGGAAUGCUUCAGUUAUGUAAAUUAAGAAUCUACUGUACAAUGAUUUUCCUCAUGACUUCAUUCUUGUGUUUAGGUUUUUAUUUUCUUUUUAACCUAAACACAUCAACAGUUGCCAAUAAUAUUUAAUUGCUAGUGUUUGUGUGUGUGUGUGUGUGUGUGUGUGUGUGUGUGUGUGUGUGUGUGUGUGUGUGUGUGUGUGUGUGUGUGUGCGUGCGUGCGUGCGUGCGUGCGUGAGUGAAUGUGUGUGUGUGACAAAAAAGAAAUUACAGGGAAUGUUUUGUUGCUUCGAUGUUUAUAUUGAGUUUUCUUGUUAUUUGUUUUUGUGUUAAUCCACAAUAUGGUGCAAAAAUAGGAAAAAGCAGAAUUGCCAUUAAACUGCUUUGAAGAAAAAAAAAUAAAUGUCUGCAAGAUCAAAAGUAUCAUCAGAAUAUUGUGGUAUAUUGUAACUCAUUACUUUCUUCAUUUUUAACCACAAAGCAGAGAUUCCAUUGACAUAUACAUAAUAUAGAAUUGCUUAUUGGUAAUGCAUGAAGUAGGUGACCUGUGCCUUACCAUACUCAUCUGCUACAAGACAAAGCAGAGUGAGCCAUAGAGAUGUAUUUUUCCAUUAAUUGAAGCAGUAUUAAGAUGUUACUAGUAUGCAAGACAUGCUUAUUUGUUAAUUAGGAAGUUAGUAAGUCUUGGUGUUGUAGCUUGCACUUCUCAAUACAAGAUGAGGUGACACAGACGCACAAUACAUUGAAUUUUAAGAGAUAGUAAUUCUACUGUAUUUUCCUUCUUUAAAGUUAGGUUUUGAAACACUCGUCCAUAUCACAACGCUUUUGUAUUUUUUUUUAAUAUUUCUAAUAUGGUUGGUCUCAAGAUGUUUUUGAUAGUUUUGCAAGAAUAUUAUGUUCUAUUCUAGAUAGUUUUGCAAGAAUAUUGAAUCUUGUUAUUUAGAUUGCAAAGAAAAUUGAUAGGAUAAAUUUAUUAGAAAAUUCUACUGCAUGUUUUCCAUCAUUAGUUGUGUAAUUUUACAAUUUCUUUGAUUUAAUUUUUUUAUUUGUUUAGAAAUUGAGUAGAAAACUCGUGUGGAUAAAAAGUAUGAACUAUGAUUGCAAACACUACACACUAACUAGGUUUCCAUUGGUGCCAGUUUACUAAGCUACCCAUCGAAUGCCAGUGUGAGGCUGUUUUGUGCCAGUAUGAGCUUCCACUAGUGCCAGAGUGAAGUCUUGUAAUGCCACAUGAGGCUUCACAAAUGCCAGAUUCUCAGCAAUCUUACAUAUUAUUUAGCCAAGUGGUGGUGUUGCCUGAAAUCCAUCACUGCAUGUAAAUUUACGAGCUCUUUUACACAUUUAUGUAAAAAAAAAUCAUAAUUUACUAGUCGGAUUUUGUUCCUUAUUUGUACUACACCAGCGUUUGUGCUUCCAUUCCCGUUAACAGGUUGUGAGAAGAGAAGCAAGUGUUGUAGGUUUAUGUUAUUAUGUGUUAUUCAUCCUAGGAUUCUCAAAACCAUCAUUCCAGUUACUAAACAUUCCAUUAGGAUUAAAGUUCUUUUCUAAGGAAUUGUGAUGUUUAUAUAAAAAGAAUGAUUAGUUGUUUUUUACCUCUGUUUUUUUAGCUUUAAAGUCUUACAUAUAUGUACUACUUCUUUGCUUGGUGUUGGGUUCUAAAAGCUUAUUAAAUGCUUAAAGUUCUU
Messenger RNA from Portunus trituberculatus (swimming crab), 8934 nucleotides. RefSeq names its product longitudinals lacking protein, isoforms H/M/V-like. Gene Ontology annotation, molecular function: protein binding. Gene Ontology annotation, cellular component: nucleus. The record is from RefSeq and is a predicted model, not a curated record. The coding region runs from base 372 to 1988 and encodes 538 amino acids. Lineage: Eukaryota; Metazoa; Arthropoda; Malacostraca; Decapoda; Portunidae. Gene Ontology annotation, biological process: regulation of transcription by RNA polymerase II. The transcript has 7 exons.